AUGGCUCCAAUCACCGAUCAACAUGUCGAGGACCUGAAAGACCUUGUUCACAAGCUCGAAGCUCGAGUCUGGUCUCUCGAGCGAAGGCUAGAAGGCGAAAAGAAGCCCUCGGUUACGGACGCUAUGCGCAUGAUUCUCAUCGGUCCCCCAGGCGCAGGCAAGGGAACUCAAGCUCCCCGAAUCAAAGAAAAAUACUGCGUGUGUCAUCUGGCCACCGGUGACAUGCUUCGAGCACAGGUUGCAAAAAAGACUCCCUUGGGAAAAGAAGCUAAGAAGAUCAUGGACCAAGGUGGCCUAGUCAGCGACGACAUUAUGAUCAACAUGAUCAAGAACGAGUUGGACACCAACCGCGAAUGCGCCAAUGGCUUUAUCCUCGAUGGCUUCCCCCGGACGGUCGCCCAAGCUGAAGGCCUCGACUCCAUGCUUGAGGCAGAGAAAAAACCUCUGAAACACGCGAUCGAACUCCAGAUCGACGAUGGACUACUCGUCUCCCGCAUCACAGGCCGGCUAAUCCACCCAGCCUCGGGUCGGUCAUAUCACAAGGUCUUCAAUCCACCAAAGGAGUUCAUGAAGGACGAUGUCACUGGAGAGCCACUGAUUCAAAGAACCGAUGACAAUGCUGAGACUCUUAAGAAGAGAUUGGGAACAUAUCACGCACAAACAACCCCUGUGGUGACCUACUACAAGAACAAAGGUAUCUGGUCCGGGAUCGACGCCAGCCAGGACCCGGAACAUGUUUGGAAGAGUAUUCUCGCUGUUUUCGGUGACUCGAAGACCCCAGCCACCGGCAGCAUCCUGACCAAGAUCGGACUGCGGUAG
Molecule: messenger RNA, 819 nt
Organism: Fonsecaea monophora
Lineage: Eukaryota; Fungi; Ascomycota; Eurotiomycetes; Chaetothyriales; Herpotrichiellaceae
Product: adenylate kinase
Exons: 4
Coding region: 1-819 (272 amino acids)
Biological process (GO): ADP biosynthetic process
Cellular component (GO): cytoplasm; mitochondrion
Molecular function (GO): AMP kinase activity; ATP binding
Source: RefSeq, a predicted model, not a curated record